AUGUGGGACAAAGCUUGCAGUUUGAGUAACUCCAAAAGAACGGCUAGCUGCAGAGGGUGUCAGGCAGAUGUCCCUGUUCUCUGCCCCAUCAGCAGGAGAUGUUCUGGAAUAAGAGAUGAAAUGUCAGUAAAUGGUAGUCUUCAGCUGAUCACCCUGCAGCUAAAAGAGCAGGCACCAGUGGAGGUGCAGAAUGGAGAAGAUCAGAAAGAAAUCUACCUAUGUGCAAUGCUGGUUGCCAUUAUGCAAGAAAGAGACAGAAGCACAAAAACCAGAACCUUUUUGAUUGAACUGAGAAAUCAAUGUGAGAAGCUAAUUCAUAUCUUCAAAACUCCCAUGAGUACUGCCAAAGCUGUUCCAGCAAAACCCUUACUGAAUCACAUGUUUGAGGACUUUGAUGAAGAGCAGGAGAAAGUGCAUUCAAAACAGACACCUGGGUACAUUGUUUUCCGACGCUCCCAGCGCUCCCAGCGCUCCUUAUGUGUGGAUACAAGUCUAGAUGUUUACAAGGCUAUUAUGGAGCUGAAUUUCUUGGGUACAAUCUCCUUAACAAAACACAUUCUGCCACAUUUUUUGGAAAUGAAGAAGGGCCUUAUUGUUACCAUUAAUAGUGUAUCAGGAAUGGCAGGAGUUCCAUUAUCUAGUGGCUACUCUGCUAGCAAGCAUGCACUGCAGGGGUUUUUCAAUUCCCUGAGGACAGAGCUCGCUGAUACUCCAAACAUAAUCAUUAGUAAUGUGUUACCUGGUCCUGUUCAGUCUGACAUAGUUAAAAAUGCUUUUACUGAAGAAUUAGGAAAGAGGGUGCCAGUUAUGACUGAUCAGUCACACAAGAUGUCCACUCAGCGCUGUAUUCAUCUUAUUCUGGUGGCAAUGGCCAACAAUUUGGAGGAGGUGUGGAUAGCAGACCAGCCUUUUUUAGCCGUUCAGUACCUCUGGCAGUAUGCUCCCACUUGGGCAUGGUGGAUCACAAGUAAACUGGGAAAGCGCAGGGUUGAAAACUUCAAACGCGGGCUGGAUGCUGAUGCUGCUUAUUUUACAAAGGCAAAAUAGAAGACCUGUAAAUCCAAACUCCAAAUGUAUUUUCUACUCAACUAAUUCCUUGUUCAUUUUUCAUAUUCUGGAAAAUACUGGGUGAAUUUUGAGAUGCUGUUUCAUGGUUAUUAAA
Polypterus senegalus (gray bichir) is the source of this 1162-nucleotide messenger RNA. RefSeq names its product dehydrogenase/reductase SDR family member 7-like. The record is from RefSeq and is a predicted model, not a curated record. Lineage: Eukaryota; Metazoa; Chordata; Cladistia; Polypteriformes; Polypteridae. The coding region runs from base 1 to 1047 and encodes 348 amino acids. Gene Ontology annotation, molecular function: oxidoreductase activity. The transcript has 3 exons.